GAUAGAGCACUUCACUCCACACCCGCACCACUCCCUUCUCACCUCCCCCCCCCUCACAUCCGCAGCGGUGACUGGCCAAUAAAAUACAGAAAAUACGUAAGCAUCGACGAGUGCUCGGCGCAGGCGGAGAAAAGCUCGGUGUAAAGCGGACUGAACCUCCUCCAGCAGCACUCGUACUGCUGACAUCUCUCUCUCUCUCUGUCUCUCUCUGUUUCUCUCACUCUCUCAGCGAGCGAGCAAAGCCAGGGCCUGUCAUCCCAUCUGGACUCUGGGCGAAUUCCUUCUCCAGACCUUGGCACAGACAAGAGAAGAGAAGAGAAGAGAAGAGAAGACAACCAAGCCGCCGUUCCCUGGGUGCCAAAAAAAACAAACAAAAAAAACAGUCUCCACAUCGGUGUUUUAGGUCAACUGUUGGGUCGCGUCGCCUGUAGAACAAGAUGUUAGAUCCGUCGUCCAGCGAGGAGGAAUCUGACGGGAUAGUGGAGGAGGAAUGCAAGGAGGCGAGGGCACCCCAGGCCGGAACCCGCAUCUCCCCGAGCCGGACCAGCGAGAGCUCGGGUGGACUGGCGCCCAGCAGCAGCAGCCGCAGCAGCGCCCGUCCGACCAGCCCGAGUCCUUCGGCCGUCAGCGAGGAGAAGGAAGACCUGGAGAAGCUGCAGAGGGACGAGGAGGAGCGGAAGAAGAAGCUGCAGCUCUAUGUGUUUGUGAUGCGAUGCAUCGCUUAUCCAUUCAAUGCAAAACAACCGACAGACAUGGCCCGGCGGCAGCAGAAGAUAACGAAGCAGCAGCUUCAGCAGACCAAGGACCGUUUCCAGGGCUUCCUGAAUGGAGACACACAGAUUGUGGCUGACGAGGCUUUCAUUAACGCCGUGCAGAGCUACAACGAGGUGUUCCUGAAGAGCGACCGCGUGGCCAAAAUGGUCCAAAGCGGCGGCUUCUCAGCCAACGACUUCAGGGAAGUGUUCAAGAGACACAUCGAGAAGCGCGUACGCAGCCUCCCCGAGAUCGAUGGUCUGAGCAAGGAGACGGUCCUCAGCUCCUGGAUGGCUAAGUUUGACACCAUCUACCGCGGCGACGAAGAUCCGCGCAAGGCACAGCAGCGCAUGACUGCGAGCGCAGCCUCGGAGCUCAUCCUCAGCAAGGAGCAGCUGUACGAGAUGUUCCAGAAUAUUCUCUGCAUCAAGAAGUUUGAGCAUCAGCUGCUCUACCAGGCCUGUCAGUUGGACAACCUGGACGAGCAGGCUGCACAGAUUAGAAGAGAACUUGAUGGUCGUCUUCAGAUGGCAGACCAGAUUGCCAGGGCUGGUAAGUUUCCCAAAUUUGUGUCCAAAGAGAUGGAAGCCAUGUACAUCGAGGAGCUGAAAUCUUCGGUGAAUCAGCUGAUGGCUAAUCUGGAGAGCAUGCCCGUCUCCAAGGGUGGAGAGUUUAAACUGCAGAAGCUGAAACGGGGACAUAAUACCUCCAUUAUCGACAUGGGCCAGGAGGACGAGAACACUCUGUCCAAGUCUGAUGUGGUUCUGUCCUUCACUCUGGAGGUGGUGAUCAUGGAAGUGCAGGGGCUGAAGUCUCUGGCACCAAACCGAAUUGUUUACUGCACCAUGGAGGUGGAGGGUGGGGAGAAGCUUCAGACUGAUCAGGCAGAAGCCUCCAAGCCAACAUGGGGGACUCAGGGGGACUUCACCACCACACACCCUCUGCCUGCUGUCAAGGUGAAGCUGUUUACAGAGAGCACGGGGGUGCUGGCACUGGAGGACAAAGAACUGGGCAGGGUUGUCCUUCACCCGACUCCCAACAGCCCCAAGCAGUCGGAGCUUCACAAGAUGACUGUAACCAAGGCCUGUCCUGACCAAGAUCUGAAGAUUAAACUGGCCAUACGCAUGGACAAGCCCCAGAACAUGAAACACUGCGGGUAUCUGUGGGCUUUUGGGAAGAAUGUGUGGAAGCGCUGGAAGAAGCGUUUCUUUGUUCUGGUGCAGGUGAGUCAGUACACGUUUGCCAUGUGCAGCUACAGAGAGAAAAAGUCAGAGCCACAGGAACUCCUUCAGUUGGAUGGUUAUACUGUGGAUUACAGUGACCCUCAGCCAGGCCUGGACGGUGGCCGGGCUUUCUUCAACGCAGUGAAGGAGGGCGACACUGUGAUCUUUGCCAGUGAUGACGAGCAGGACCGCAUCUUGUGGGUCCAGGCCAUGUACCGGGCCACUGGUCAGUCCCACAAGCCCGUACCACCAACUCAGGUCCAGAAACUUAACUCCAAAGGGGGCGCCUCAGCCCAAAUGGACGCUCCCAUUUCUCAGUUCUACGCUGACAGAGCUCAGAAACAUGGCAUGGAUGAGUUUAUCUCCGCUAACCCCUGUAGCUUUGACCACGCAUCACUUUUUGAGAUGGUGCAGCGACUCACGUUGGACCACAGGCUCAACGACACCUUCUGCUGCCUGGGAUGGUUCAGCCCAGGACAGGUGUUUGUCCUGGACGAGUACUGUGCCAGGAAUGGGGUUCGAGGCUGUCACAGACAUCUGUGUUACCUGCGCGAUCUGCUGGAAAGAGGGGAGAGUGGGGCAAUCAUUGACCCCACCCUGCUUCACUACAGCUUCGCUUUCUGUGCCUCCCAUGUCCAUGGGAACAGGCCCGACGGGCUGAGCACAGUGAAAGUGGACGAGAAGGAACGCUUUGAGGAAAUCAAGGAGCGGUUGCGUGUGUUGCUGGAAAAUCAGAUUGUAAAUUUCAGAUAUUGUUUCCCCUUCGGUCGCCCAGAAGGUGCUUUGAAGGCCACGCUGUCUCUGCUGGAGAGGGUCCUGAUGAAAGAUAUCGUGACUCCAGUUCCUCCAGAAGAAGUUAAAGGAGUGAUCCGCAAAUGUCUGGAGCAGGCCGCUCAGCUCAACUACCAGCGCAUCACAGAAUACGCUAAAAUUGAAGGGAAAAGGAGGGAAAUGUAUGAGCACCCUGUCUUCUGCUUGGCGUCUCAAGUGAUGGAUUUAACCAUCCAGAACGUAGGCCGCUUAGUCACGCCUGCCAAAAAGCUGGAGGAAACAAUUCGCCUGGCGGAGUUAGUCAUAGAGGUCCUCCAGCAGAACCAGGAACACCACGCGGAGGCCUUCGCGUGGUGGACGGACCUGAUGGUGGAACAUGCAGAGAACUUCCUGGCCUUCUACGCUGUGGACAUGGACGCCGCCCUGGAGAUCCAAUCACCCGAGAGCUGGGACAGCUUCCCUCUCUUCCAGCUUCUCAACGACUUCCUGCGUUCAGACUUUCACCUGUGCAACGGAAAGUUCCACAAACACCUGCAGGAUCUGUACGCACCUCUGGUGGUUAGAUAUGUGGAUCUGAUGGAAUCCUCCAUCGCACAGUCAAUUCACAAGGGCUUUGACCGAGAAUCCUGGGAGCCUGUAAAGAGUUUAACAAGUAAUCUUCCCAAUGUGAAUCUGCCAAAUGUCAACCUCCAAAUUCCCAAAGUACCAAAUCUGCCAGUGCCAGUAGCAGGACUAUCAGUUAACCUUCCACAAAUGCCUAGCUUUUCUACCCCUUCAUGGAUGGCUGCUAUAUAUGACUCUGAUAACGGCUCUGGGACAUCAGAAGACCUCUUCUGGAAGCUGGACGCGCUCCAGACCUUCAUCAGGGACCUGCACUGGCCUGAGGAGGAGUUCGCCAAACACCUGGAGAGUCGCAUCAAACUGAUGUCCAGCAACAUGAUCGAGAGCUGCGUCAAACGCACCAGGAUGGCGUUUGAAUCCAAGCUGACGAAGAGCAGCAAGUCCACCGAUUUCCGCAUUUCUCCAACUUUAUGCACUAUGUUCAACGUGAUGGUGGACGCCAAGGACCAAUCGGCCAAGUUGUGUGCGAUGGAGUUGGGCCAAGAGAAACAGUUCCACUCCCAGAUAGACGACCUGAUAGAGGAAAGUGUGAAGGACAUGAUUCAACUUCUGGUUGCUAAGUUUGUUGCGAUUCUGGACGGUGUGUUGGCAAAGAUCUCCAGAUACGAUGAAGGCACUCUCUUCUCUUCAUUCCUGUCUUUCACAGUGAAAGCUGCCUCAAAAUAUGUGGACGUACCUAAACCUGGCAUGGACGUGGCCGACGGAUACGUGACCUUCGUGCGCCAUUCUCAGGAUAUGCUUCGGGAUAAGGUCAAUGAGGAGGUGUAUAUAGAAAGAUUAUUUGAUCAAUGGUACACUGCCACCAUGAACCUGCUGGGGACCUGGCUCACCGAACGGACGGAACAGCAGCUCCACGUCUACCAGCUCAAGAUCCUCAUCAGGAUCACAAAGAAGAAGUACAGGGACUUCCGCCUGCAGGGCGUCCUGGACUCCACCCUGAACAGUAAGAUGUACGACACGGUGCGCAACAGGCUGACCCUGGAGGAGGCCACGGCUUCAGUGAGGGAAGGAGGCAUGCAGGGCAUCUCCAUGAAGGACAGCGACGAGGAGGACGAGGAGGACGACUAGACUCACACGCCGGCCCCUUGAACCUCUCUCUCUCUCUCUCUCUCUCCACCCUGAACCCCCUUUAAAACUUUUGACUUUAGCCUGGUUACCGAUGCAUGUACCAAACUCAGAUAGCCACUCUAGGACCUCGUUGUCAGCUCGAAAUGAUAAUGAAGGAACUAUUACCUAUAAAAAAAAAAAUAGUACUUAUACUGAGGAAAAUCAAGAAUAAAAAUGUUUGAAAAAAAAAAAAAAGUAACCAUGAUCGGCAGUGUAGCUGCGUCAUGAUAAAGAUAGCACCUAUCUUUGUUCCAUUCAUUUCUAAGGCCCAUUCCUAUGUGUUACUAAGCAAUAUGGAGAACCAUUUGUUUGAAACUGUUGAGUGAGAUUAUUAGGUGUGUCCCUGUCCAACGCAAACCUAUAUGGAGCUUCUUUGUCGUAUUCUACAUUCAUUAAUGGUACGUUGUCGUGAUGAAGAAUGUGUGUGUGGACCCUUUCCUUUGUCUCGUCCGUUUUUAAGUGAAUGCCAACUGCUUCGAAACUGAAAAUAAACCUCUGUAUUUGUUUACGGCUGUUACCGGAAAAGAAGAAGAAGAAGAAAAAAAAAACAAAAAAAAAA
Messenger RNA from Cynoglossus semilaevis (tongue sole), 5034 nucleotides. RefSeq names its product Ca2+-dependent activator protein for secretion b (gene cadpsb). The transcript is spliced from 29 exons. Gene Ontology annotation, cellular component: glutamatergic synapse. NCBI's taxonomy places the organism in Eukaryota, Metazoa, Chordata, Actinopteri, Pleuronectiformes, Cynoglossidae. Bases 438 to 4436 code for a protein of 1332 amino acids. The record is from RefSeq and is a predicted model, not a curated record. Gene Ontology annotation, biological process: dense core granule exocytosis; positive regulation of exocytosis; synaptic vesicle exocytosis.